Messenger RNA from Oryctolagus cuniculus (rabbit), 1020 nucleotides. It is a transcript of the gene HSCB, whose product is annotated as HscB mitochondrial iron-sulfur cluster cochaperone. Gene Ontology annotation, cellular component: mitochondrion. Gene Ontology annotation, biological process: [2Fe-2S] cluster assembly; protein complex oligomerization. Gene Ontology annotation, molecular function: ATPase activator activity; protein-folding chaperone binding. The record is from RefSeq and is a predicted model, not a curated record. Lineage: Eukaryota; Metazoa; Chordata; Mammalia; Lagomorpha; Leporidae.
GGCAGAGCGGAACACAGUCUCUGGGGCUCACUGCAGUGAUCCCGCCCCCGCAGCUCCUCAGCCAAUCGGUAGCUUCAGGCUCGUCGACAGCGUUCUCCGCUUUUUCCCCACCGGUGGGGAGACCGGCCGCGGGCCAGAUGUGGAGCGGGAGGUCCCGGGCCUUGCUCCGGGUGUGGGAGUUGUGGCCGGCAGGGGUUCCCGGAAGGAGACUGUUAAGCUGCAAUGCUGCGUCGCAGGCGAGAAGUAAUUCGCCCGGAUGUUGGAACUGCGGUGUCCCGGGGGCCCCUGGGCUGGGGGACGGGUUCUUCUGCCCGCAGUGCCGCGCGCUGCAGCCACCUGACCGAGCUCGAGACUACUUCAGCCUCAUGGAUUGCAACCGUUCCUUCAGAGUUGAUACCACGAAGCUCCAGCGCAGGUACCAGGAGCUGCAGCGUCUUGUCCACCCAGAUUUCUUCAGCCAGAGGUCUCAGACUGAAAAGGACUUCUCGGAGAAGCAUUCGACCCUGGUGAAUGAUGCCUAUAAGACCCUUCUGGCCCCGCUGAGCAGGGGACUAUACCUUCUAAAGCUCCAUGGAGUAGAGAUUCCUGAAGGGACAGAUUAUGAAAUGGACAAGCAGUUCCUCAUGGAGAUAAUGGAAAUCAAUGAAAAACUCGCAGAAGCUCAAAGUGAAGCUGCCAUGAAAGAGGUUGAAUCCAUUGUCAGAGUCAAAGUUACAGAGAGAAGAAAAGAGAGAUCUUCCAUCCUCUGUUUCACUCCCCAAGUGGCUACAGCGGCUGGAGCUGGGGCCUGUCCAGAGUUAGGAGUCAGGACCUUCUUCCAGAUCCACACAUAUGGCUAAACAGAAAGAACUUACUGACAAUGUGGGCAAAGCUUUUGAACAAGAUGACUUUGAAAAGGCCAAGGAAAUUUUAACAAAGAUGAGAUACUUUUCAAAUGUUGAAGAAAAGCUCAAGUUAAAGAAGAUUCCCCUCUAAUUGUUGCUAAUUUAAGGCUUUAAAAAUAAAGUUCUUAUAUAUUUC